UCGUAAAAGAGCAAUGAUAGCCAAAAUCUUAUACAAUGUGCCAAAUACAAGUACAGAUUAGUGUUUUAUUCUUAGUCCUAAAUAAGAGGGAAAAAAACUUAAAGUAUUUAUAUAUGGCCUUAUAGUUUACAUUUAAACUAGUUACUUAUCAACAUUUGAAUAUCCUCUUCGAUGCCGUCAUAUAAGGAAAUAUAAAAACAUCUCUCUGAAUUAACGGAUGUUUAAGAAUAAAAAGAAUUGCGAAAACAAAUGGAUUUAAAAAGAAAUAUGUUGGAUUUAAUAAUUGCCAUAUCUAUGGUUUUGCAUGCAACAGAAGCUAUACAUUCAGAAAUAGAAGAACUGAUAGAAUAUAACAAACUUCAACAACAGAUUUAUGGCACAACAACCGAUCCCUUACUGUACGGGACAGAGACAUUUCAGCCAGGAGGCCAGUCCGGGAGAUCUGAUUCCCCGACCGGAAGUGUGUGUAAAUACAUGGGAGACUGUGGUGGUCCAGCAAGUGAGCCCUGUCCCUCAGGUUCGGCAUGUAGGAUCAAGGUCGGUUGGUGUUGUAAAACAAACUCUUCGGCAGGUACGGAAUCAAGUCAGCCAAACCCAAGUCAGCAAAAGUCAAAAAGCACAAAAUUAAACAAACAGAAAGGGAUAACUCCGGAAACACAAAGUAAGCAAAGAGGCAAACCUGGUAGAAAAACAAAUGUGCAGCCAAGAACAAAUCCGACACCAGGAACUACACCAAAAAGGACAAAGGACGUAAAAUCAAGCAAACAGACAGAUGCAAAAAAUCUACGAAUCAAAUGUAAUGGGACACCAGUUGGGAAAUGCGGUACACCGACAAACCGAACUUGUCCUGCCAACAGUAAAUGUUCCUUUGUCAAUCCCAAGACCGGUGCUGGAAUCUGUUGCAGGACAAAACCACGAGAAAAUUCAGGUUCAGUUCCUUUUAAAGUAUCAGGAAGAUGCCCUAACGGUCAGGAUGGUGUAUGUGGGACACGUUUCCGGUUUAAAUGUAGAAGUGGGACAACCUGUGGCUUCAUGCAAAAAGAAAAUACAGAGUCCAGUGGUAAAUGUUGUAUCGACGACCCUAGAGAAGCGUUUUGUCCGUCUGGAGAUGUUCAGAGGGCAUGCUCAUCAUAUGAACCAUGUGAAAGAGGGUAUACUUGCAGAUACGGCUUUUGUUGUCGGGAAGACACAUGUCCGGAAAACUGGAUUAAUGGAGGCAACUGUAAGAUGAUUUUAGGAGCACCGAAAUGUCCGAACGGAUACAAAUGCAUAAAUGGCUUUUGUUGUCGUAUUCCGGAAGUACUAUGCCCUUCAGGCAUUUUGGAUUCAACAUGCUCCUUGAAAAAGCCUUGCAAACCCGGAUAUAUGUGCCGAUUUGGUAAUUGUUGCCGGAAUUAAGGACAUCCCGUCUAACGAGUUUCUGUGCUAUGGUGCCAAAUCAUCUGAAAUAUAGUCAAGAAUGUAUAGAAAGAUUUGUGAAAAAUAUUUGUUCUUCUCGAUGGAAUGAUUCUCAUAUUUAUUUGAGCUAGAAACUCUCUAUUAUUUAAUAUUUCUGCAAAAAUGACGCAGGUACAACAUCAAAGAAAAUAUCAACAUAAAUAGUAAAAUAGAUUUUGGAUACCUGAAAUGACGCGUAAUGAUUUAAAACACAAUCAAGAUGUUCUUAUUUCACACACCGGACAAUUGUUAAUAUAUGUAUGUAAUGUCUUCCAAAAACGGCUGUGUUAAAGUGUUUUUUUUAGAUUCUGAAAACUUCUUAAAGAAUGUAUCUUGUGUUCAAACGUUUAUAUAUAAUAAAUGAAAAUGAAAUAACCGUACAAAUGAAACAAGAAAAACCCUCACAUGACAUCACAUGACACACUUUUAAGUGCAAAAAUAUUGCACUAGACAUGGGUUACAGUUUGUUGUCAAGUACUUAAUAAAAACAAACUUCGGAUGUAUAUAACUACCAAAAAGAACACUUAAUCAUAGAUAAUUUGUAAUUUUAUAUAAUUGAAAUAUCUGCCACCGAAUGAACGUUUAAUGCUGUGAAUUUCCUGCCAAAUCUUUAUUCCAUCUUUUCUCCAUUUUAUCUGUUCGACGUCAUGUACAAUGGUCACAUACAUUUUCAUGGCUUCACUAUGUUUGUAUUGAAGAAAAACUCCAGCUGUAAGACAUUUCUAAAUACAUUGUAAUAAUUAUAUUAUCUGAUUUUUUAUUCAUGUUUAUCAAUCGCCUUCUUUUUUAAUGGUCCAUAUUCUUACUUACACUCACUAGUUGACACUAGUGUUUCAAAAAUCUGUAUCAGUAGUAUAUAACAUGAAA
This is a messenger RNA of Mercenaria mercenaria, 2304 nucleotides long. RefSeq lists its product as uncharacterized. The record is from RefSeq and is a predicted model, not a curated record. The coding region runs from base 250 to 1398 and encodes 382 amino acids. The transcript has 6 exons. NCBI's taxonomy places the organism in Eukaryota, Metazoa, Mollusca, Bivalvia, Venerida, Veneridae.